AUGUGGGACUUGGAUGCCAUCAGCCAUUACUUUACAGAUGCUAUUACCAGAAUCUGUUUCAAAUACUUUCAAGGCAGUUCUGGAGAAGAAAUUGCUUGUACACCUUCUGCUAUUGUACGGAAUCCCCGGGCAUCAAUUAGGAGUGAUAAAAAUGGCAACUUAUCCAAUGAAAUGCAGCAACGCCUGAAAAUUGUCGUGUCAGAUGUAGAAGCUACCAAUCUGAAGAAGGGAAUAUUUUUCAAUCCCGAUCCCUACAUUAAGAUGGUGGUGCAUCCAGGACGCUCUCUGGCCCAGUUUCCUCAUCACAGCAAGCCAGUUCGAACACCAAUUGAAUCAAAUACUACCAACCCAAGAUGGGAGGGACAGGUUUUUACCUUGGACGCCAUUGCUUCUGAUACAAUUGAAUUUGAAGUUAAAGAUAAAUUCGCCAAGAGUCGCCCAACCAUAAUCCGUUUUUUAGGACGUGCUGAGCUUGUUCUGUCAUCUUUUUUUCUUUAUUCGUUUUCUCCUUUUCAUUUAUAUCUUUCCUUUCCUCUCACUCUCUCUCCCGUCUUUCCUUUCCUCUGGCUCUCUCUCUCUCUCCCGUCUUUCCUUUCCUCUGGCUCUCUCUCUCUCUCCCGUCUUUCCUUUCCUCUGGCUCUCUCUCUCUCUCCCGUCUUUCCUUUCCUCUGGCUCUCUCUCUCUCUCUCCCUUUCCUUCCUCUUCUCUCUCUUUCCUUUCUCUCUCUCUCCCUCCUUUCCUUUCCUCUGGCUCUCUCUCUCUCCCCAUCUUUUCCUUUCCUCCGUCUCUGGCUCUCUCUCUCUCCCGUCUUUCCUUUCCUCUGGCUCUCUCUCUCUCUCCCUUCUUUCCUUUCCUCUCUCUCUCUCUCUCUCCGUCUUUCCUUUCCUCUGGCUCUCUCUCUCUCUCUCCCCGUCUUUCCUUUCUCUAGCUCUCUCUCUCUCUCUCUCCCGUCUUUCCUUUCCUCUGGCUCUCUCUCUCUCUCUCCCGGCUCUCUCUCUCUUCCAUCUUUCCUCUGGCUCUCUCUCUCUCUCUCCCGUCUUUCCUUUCCUUUCCUCUCUCUCUCUCUCUCUCUCUCUCCCGUCUUUCCCUUUUCCUUUCCUCUGGCUCUCUCUCUCUCUCCCGUCUUUCCUUUCUCUGGCUCUCUCUCUCUCUCUCCUCCCGUCUUUCUUUCCUCUGGCUCUCUCUCUCUCUCUCCGUCUUUCCUUUCCUCUGGCUCUCUCUCUCUCUCCCGUCUUUCCUUUCCUCUGGCUCUCUCUCUCUCUCCCGUCUUUCCCUUUCCUCUGGCUCUCUCUCUCUCUCUCCCCGUCUUUCCUUUCUCUCUCUCUCUCUCCGUCUUUCCUUUCCUCUGCUCUCUCUCUCUCUCCGUCUUUCCUUUCCUCUGGCUCUCUCUCUCUCUCUCCGUCUUUCCUUUCCUCUGGCUCUCUCUCUCUCUCUCCCGUCUUUCCUUUCUCUGGCUCUCUCUCUCUCUCCCGUCUUUCCUUUCCUCUUCUCUCUCUCUCUCCGUCUUUCCUUUCCUCUGCUCUCUCUCUCUCUCCCGUCUUUCCUUUCCUCUGGCUCUCUCUCUCUCUCCCGUCUUUCCCUUUCCUCUGGCUCUCUCUCUCUCUCUCCCGUCUUUCCUUUCCUCUGGCUCUCUCUCUCUCUCUUUUCCCCCUCUUUCCUCUUUCUCUCCCGUCUUUCCUUUCCUCUCUCUCUCUCUCUCCCGUCUUUCCCCUCAGGCUCUCUCUCUCUCUCUCCCGUCUUUCCUUUCUCUCUCUCUCUCUCUCUCUCCCGUCUUUCCUUUCCUCUGGCUCUCUCUCUCUCUCUCCGUCUUUCCUUUCCUCUCUCUCUCUCUCUCUCCCACUCAGUCUUUCCUUUCCCUCUGGCUCUCUCUCUCUCUCUCUCCCGUCUUUCCUUUCCUCUCUGGCUCUCUCUCUCUCCUCUCCCUCUCUUUCCCCCCUCUCUCUCUCUCUUUCCUUUCCUCUGGCUCUCUCUUUCCCUUUCCUCUCUCUCUCUCUCUCCGUCUUUCCUUUCCUCUGCUCUCUCUCUCUCUCCCCGUCUUUCCUUUCUCUCUCUCUCUCUCCCCUCUCUCUCUCUCUCUCCCGUCUUUCCUUUCCUCUGGCUCUCUCUCUCUCUCCCCGUCUUUCCUUUCCUCUGGCUCUCUCUCUCUCUCCCGUCUUUCCUUUUCCUCUAGCUCUCUCUCUCUCUCCCCGUCUUUCCCUCCUCUGGCUCUCUCUCUCUCUCUCCCGUCUUUCCUUUCCUCUGGCUCUCUCUCUCUCUCUCCCGUCUUUCCCUUUCCUCUUCUCUCUCUCUCUCUCUCUCCGUCUUUCCUUUCCCUCUCUCUCUCUCUCUCUCCCGUCUUUCCCUUCCUCUGGCUCUCUCUCUCUCUCUCUCGUCUUUCCUUUCCUCUGGCUCUCUCUCUCUCUCUCUCCCGUCUUUCCUUUCCUCUCUCUCUCUCUCUCUCUCCCGUCUUUCCUUUCCUCUUCUCUCUCUCUCUCCGUCUUUUUCCUUUCUCUCUCUCUCUCUCUCUCUCCCGUCUUUCCCUUUCUCUGGCUCUCUCUCUCUCUCUCCGUCUUUCCUUUCUCUGGCUCUCUCUCUCUCUCUCCCGUCUUUCCCUUUCCUCUAGCUCUCUCUCUCUCUCUCCCGUCUUUCCUUUCCUCUGGCUCUCUCUCUCUCUCCUCUCCCUGUCUUUCCCUCUCCGUUUUCCUCUGGCUCUCUCUCUCUCUCUCCCGUCUUUCCUUUCCUCUCUCUCUCUCUCUCUCUCUCCCGUCUUUCCGCUCUCUCUCUCUCUCUCUCUCUCUCCGUCUUUCCCGUUCCUCUCUCUCUCUCUCUCUCCCGUCUUUCCUUUCUCUCUCUCUCUCUCUCUCUCUCCCGUCUUUCCUUUCCUCUGGCUCUCUCUCUCUCUCUCCCGUCUUUCCUUUCCUCUGGCUCUCUCUCUCUCUCUCCCGUCUUUCCUUUCCUCUCUCUCUCUCUCUCUCUCUCCGUCUUUCCUUUCCUCUGGCUCUCUCUCUCUCUCUCCCCGUCUUUCUCUUUUUCCUCGCUCUCUCUCUCUCUCUCCGUCUUUCCUUUCCUCUGGCUCUCUCUCUCUCUCUCUCUUUCCCUUUCCUCUCUUUCUCUUUCCCGUUCUCUCUCUCUCUCUCUCUCUCUCUCCCCGUCUUUCCCCUUUCCUCUCCGCUCUCUCUCUCUCUCUCCCGUCUUUCCUUUCCUCUCUCUCUCUCUCUCUCUCUCCCACUCUCUUUCCUUUCCUCUUCCUUUCUCUCUCUCUCUCUCCCGUCUUUCCUUUCCUCUGGCUCUCUCUCUCUCUCCCGUCUUUCCUUUCACCUCUCUCUCUCUCUCUCUCUCCCGUCCCGUUCCUCUUUCUCUUCUCUCUCUCCGUCUCUCUCUCUCUCCUCUCUUUCCACGUCUUUCCCUUUCCUCUGGCUCUCUCUCUCUCUCUCUCCGUUUUCCCUUUCCUCUCUCUCUCUCUCUCUCUCUCCUCUCCCUCUUUCUUUCCCUUUCUCUCUCUCUCUCUCUCUCUCCCGUCUUUCCUUUUCCUCUGGCUCUCUCUCUCUCUCUCUCUCCGUCUUUCCUUUCCUCUGGCUCUCUCUCUCUCUCUCCCGUCCCGUUCCCUUUCCUCUGGCUCUCUCUCUCUCUCUCCCGUCUUUCCUUUCCUCUGGCUCUCUCUCUCUCUCUCCCGUCUUUCCCUUUCCUCUCUCUCUCUCUCCCGCUCUCUCUCUCUCUCUCUCCCCCGUCUUUCCUUUCCUCUCUCUCUCUCUCUCUCUCCAUCCCUUCUUUCUCUUUCCUCUGUCCCUCUCUCUCUCUCUCUCGUCUUUCCCCUUUCCUCUCCUCUCUCUCUCUCUCUCUCCCAUCUUUCCUUUCCUCCUGGCUCUCUCUCUCUCUCUCCCGUUCUUUCCUUUCCUCUCUCUCUCUCUCUCUCUCUCUCUCUCCCUCUCUCUCUCCCUUUUCCCUCUCUCUCUCUCUCUCUCUCCCGUCUUUCCUUUCCUCUGGCUCUCUCUCUCUCUCCCGUCUUUCCUUUCCUCUGGCUCUCUCUCUCUCUCUCCCGUCUUUCCUUUCCUCUGGCUCUCUCUCUCUCUCUCCCGUCUUUCCUUUCCUCUGGCUCUCUCUCUCUCUCUCCCGUCUUUCCUUUCCUCUGGCUCUCUCUCUCUCUCUCUCCCGUCUUUCCUUUCCUCUGGCUCUCUCUCUCUCUCUCUCCCGUCUUUCCUUUCCUCUGGCUCUCUCUCUCUCUCCCGUCUUUUCCUUUCCUCUGGCUCUCUCUCUCUCUCUCCCGUCUUUCACUUCCUUUCUGGCUCUCUCUCUCUCUCUCCCGUCUUUCCUUUCCUCUGGCUCUCUCUCUCUCUCUCCCGUCUUUCUCUCUUUCCUCCUCUGGCUCUCUCUCUCUCUCUCCCGUCUUUCCUUUCCUCUGGCUCUCUCUCUCUCUCUCUCCCGUCUUUCCUUUCCUCUUUCCUCCCUAGCUCUCUCUCUCUCUCUCCUCUCUCUUUUCCCUUUCCUCUGGCUCUCUCUCUCUCCCGUCUUUCCUCCUCCGUCUUUCUCUUUUCCUCUGGCUCUCUCUCUCUCUCCGUCUUUCCCUUUCCUCUGGCUCUCUCUCUCUCUCUCCCGUCCCUUUCCUCUGGCUCUCUCUCUCUCUCUCCCCCCUUUCCUUCCUUUCCUCUGGCUCUCUCUCUCUCUCUCCGUCUUUCCUUUCCUCUCCUCUCUCUCUCUCUCUCUCUCCCGUCUUUCCCUUUCCUCUGGCCUCUCUCUCUCUCUCCGUCUUUCCUUUCCUCUGGCUCUCUCUCUCUCUCUCCCCGUCUUUCCUUUCCUCUGGCUCUCUCUCUCUCUCUCUCCCGUCUUUCCCUUUCCUCUGGCUCUCUCUCUCUCUCUCCCGUCUUUCCCUUCUCUCCUCUCUCUCUCUCUCUCUCUCUCUCUUUCUCCCGUCUUUCCUUUCCUCUGGCUCUCUCUCUCUCUCCGUCUUUCCUUUCCUCUGGCUCUCUCUCUCUCUCUCCCGUCUUUCCUUUCCUCUGGCUCUCUCUCUCUCUCUCCCGUCUUUCCUUUCCUCUGGCUCUCUCUCUCUCUCUCUCUCCCGUCUUUCCUUUCCUCUGGCUCUCUCUCUCUCUCUCUCCUUUCCUCUGGCUCUCUCUCUCUCUCUCCGUCUUUCCUUUCCCCCUCCUCCCUCUCUCUCUCUCUCCCGUCUUUCCUUUCCCCCUCUCCCCUCCUCUCUCUCUCUCUCUCUCCCGUCUUUCCUUUCCCCCUCCUCUCUCUCUCUCUCUCUCUCUCUCUUUCCUUUCCCCCCUCCCUCCCUCUCUCUCUCUCUCCCGUCUUUCCUUUCCUUUCCCCCUCCUCCUCUCCCGUCUCUCUCUCCCGUCUUUCCUUUCCCCCUCCCUCCCCCUCUCUCCCUCUCUUUCUUAUGGUAUCUUGGGAAAGUUACUACUUAGCUGUCAUAUUCAAAUCAAGUUUUAG
Messenger RNA from Acanthosepion pharaonis, 5409 nucleotides. The record is from the annotation of a GenBank genome assembly. Lineage: Eukaryota; Metazoa; Mollusca; Cephalopoda; Sepiida; Sepiidae.